UACUUUCAUUUGCAGCGAAACAGGUGAUAUAGUCUCGUUUGGCCAUCACAAAUAUGAGCUCUCCUUGGCACUCUCUUUUCCAAAAGUAUUGUAACAGUAGCUGAACGUAUCGGAAACUUCCCAGUUCCCAUGAUUUACCAUAUUCCCCUUGACUUCCAGUAAGUAGAAAUUAACGAAGUAAUGAUAUAUUUUAACUCUCGAUUGGAUAAUAAAGAGUUAUUCCGUUCCCAAUAGACGUUUCCACCAUCCUUUAUCCUGUUCCUUAACUACUCUCAACUUUAAUAAGAUUAUGAUUACAACCCUCGAGGCGCAGCUUCAGCGGACAUUAUCCCUACGUACUCGGCAGACGUAACGUCACUAACCUACUGGUAGCCUCCCUCAAUACAGAAUGGGCGUUAGGUAUGGGUUAUCCUGGCGUCUUAUCAAGUGAUACAAAGAAAACUUUAUAGGGCAGAGUCUAAUGAAUCCCUGCCUAAAAUAAACAACAAAUGAUGCCUUACAAAGGACAUCAAUCUGUAUUAUUAGUCACUGAUCAGAAAUGAGUGACACCAUGUGGACACAGGAAGUACAACCACACGAACAUAUCCAGGCUUUGUAAUCGAUCUUUGAUUCACUGGUUGGAUCGAGAUUAACUUGUCAUGCCUUCAGUUCCCACUCCACGCUGUUUCAAUGGACGCCUUCGACUUGUUUCGGAAGCUCGGAGCCGGAGCUAAAUUUGAUUUUAAACGGUUUGGAAAAGAUGCAGACCGAUUUAAGGGGGUGAGAUCCGAACAGAAAGAUGGCUCAGACCUGCUCUCUGGCAUAGACUUUUUCGGUACCGGGAUAUACCAUGGCAACCAGGUGAAAUUGGCAGAGGAGCAAGUGGAGAAUGGGGAGGAGGAAAGUGAAGGAGAAAGUGGAAAAGGCAAGAGGAAACGUCAGGAUGAGGUGAAGACUGUCAAGAAGAAGAAGAAGAAGAAAGAUAGUCAGUCUGAGACAGAAGUUGCAUGUGGUGGCCAGCAGGGGGAAAUGGAGGGGGAGGGCAUCCUGUGGACCUCGUCUGCAGACAGAAAGGCUAAAGGACUUCAGAAGGUGGAGAGGGACAAAGAGAAGAUCUCCAUGAAGAGACUCAAGCAGCUGCACCAGGAGAAGGUGAACCGUGUCCGUGCACAGCAUCGUAUCAACGUGCACGGCUGUGAUGUGCCUGACCCAGUGUGCACGUUUUCUGAGCUGCAGUCCGAGUACGGCCUGAACCCACGUGUUCUCCAGAACCUUUCAUCAGCUGGACUCACCACCCCCACCCCCAUACAGAUGCAGGCUAUACCCUUGAUGAUGCAUGGGCGUGAGCUGUUGGCGUGCGCUCCGACAGGUUCGGGGAAGACACUCGCGUUCUGCCUUCCUCUCCUCACUCACCUGAAACAGCCUGCUAACCUCGGCUUCAGAGCUCUCAUCAUCUCUCCCACCAGAGAACUGGCCAGCCAGACCCACAGAGAGUUGGUGCGUCUGUCUGAGGGCGUUGGGUUCAGAGUUCACAUCCUGGACAAGGCUUCCAUGGCAGCCAAGAAAUAUGGACCCAGCUCUAACAAGAAAUAUGAUAUCCUGGUCAGUACUCCAAACAGACUGGUGUUCCUCCUGAAGCAGGACCCUCCAGCCCUCCACCUCAGCAGUGUGGAGUGGUUGGUGGUGGAUGAGAGUGAUAAGCUGUUUGAGGAUGGUCGUAGUGGGUUCAGAGACCAGCUAGCCGCCGUGUUCCAGGCUUGUUCCGGCCCGCGGGUCCGACGAGCGCUCUACAGCGCCACCUGUGUUCCUGAUGUGGAACAGUGGUGUCGCAUCAACCUCGACAACCUUGUUUCUGUUAAUAUUGGACACAGGAACUCUGCGGUGGAGACAGUAGAACAGGAACUGCUGUUUGUUGGAACAGAAAAUGGAAAGUUACUGGCGAUGAGGGACAUCAUCAAGAAGGGUUUCCUGCCCCCCAUGUUGGUGUUUGUCCAGUCUAUAGAGCGAGCCAGAGAGCUGUUCCAUGAGCUGGUCUAUGAAGGCAUUAAUGUAGACGUCAUCCACGCUGACCGAACACAGCAACAGAGAGACAAUGUGAUCAGUAGUUUCCGGUCCGGGGAUAUCUGGGUGUUGAUCUGCACGGCUCUCCUGGCCCGAGGUAUCGACUUCAAGGGAGUCAAUCUGGUGCUGAAUUACGACUUCCCCACCAGCGCUGUGGAGUACAUCCACCGCAUUGGUCGAACUGGCAGGGCGGGACACACAGGGAGAGCUGUCACCUUCUUCACUGAGGAUGACAAACCUCUACUACGCAGUAUUGCCAAUGUGAUAAAGCAGGCAGGUUGUCCAGUACCUGACUACAUGUUGGGCUUUAAGAAGAUCCACAGUAAGGUGAAGCGCCAGCUCCAGAAGAAACCCCCCAAGAGGAGCACCAUCCGUACCACCCCUCACUGUCUCCUGAAAAAGGGUGGAGGAAGAGGAGCGAAGAAAGGAGGAGAGAAAGGAAUUACGUUGGCAGAUGGACAGAAGAAAGGAGCAGAUGGACAGAAGGAAGGGAAGAAGAAAGGAGCAGAUGGACAGAAGGAAGGGAAGAAGAAAGGAGCAGAUGGACAGGAGGAAGGGAAGAAGAAAGGAGCAGAUGGACAGAAGGAAGGGAAGAAGAAAGGAGCAGAUGGACAGAAGGAAGGGAAGAAGAAAGGAGCAGAUGGACAGAAGGAAGGGAAGAAGAAAGGAGCAGAUGGACAGAAGGAAGGGAAGAAGAAAGGAGCAGAUGGACAGAGGACAAAAAAAGAUGAAAAGGUCCAGGGGAUGAGGUAGGAGCUUUGGAUAAAGAAAAAGGAAAGACUGAACAAACAAGCUGCCUGAGAAAAUGGACGGGUGGAUAUAUGAAUAUGGAUAUAUACCGCGUGGUUUGAAUCCUAAAUGCUCAUUGGCUAAUAGCUGUAGUCUAUUGUCAUGGUCUGUUGUCGUAUAACAUCAAGUUACUUUUGGUAACCAGUUUAUAAGAGCAAUAAGGCAUUUCAGGGCUCUGUGAUAUACUGCUCAGAAAAAAAUAAAAAAUAAAAUUAAGAGACCACUGCACCUUUUUCUUUCAUUUCCAAAAAAGUUGAAAAGGAAA
Esox lucius (northern pike) is the source of this 3094-nucleotide messenger RNA. RefSeq names its product DEAD (Asp-Glu-Ala-Asp) box polypeptide 52 (gene ddx52). Gene Ontology annotation, molecular function: RNA helicase activity; nucleic acid binding; ATP binding. Gene Ontology annotation, cellular component: 90S preribosome. Gene Ontology annotation, biological process: maturation of SSU-rRNA. Bases 670 to 2793 code for a protein of 707 amino acids. The record is from RefSeq and is a predicted model, not a curated record. Lineage: Eukaryota; Metazoa; Chordata; Actinopteri; Esociformes; Esocidae. The transcript is spliced from 15 exons.